AUGAUUAUAGAAUUAGAUAAUACACAUAAACAAGAUUUAUCAUCAUUAAGAUCAUUAUCAGCUGAAAUCAUAAGUGAAUUUUGUAAAAUUGCAUUAGAAUUUAUAAAAAAAGGUUCAAAUAAAAAAUUAUAUAUGGGAGCAUCACAGAAACUAAAUAUAGCAGCAGAUAAAAUUGAAAGUUUAGUUGAUUCAAUUACAUAUUUAUUUUCAGAAUGUACAAGAUUUAUGUUAAAUGAAAAUGAUUUUAAUGAUACAUUAGCACCAAUUAAAUUAAGCGAUGAAGUUAUAGAAAUAUUGAGAGAGAGUUAUUUUGAUAAUAGAAAAGAUAUUAGAAAUACAUUACAAGAGUUUUAUCCACAUUUAGAUCAUUAUCAAAAUUUAGAAUGGAGAUUAGAUACUCAAAUAGCUAAUCGUAGUUUAGGUUCAUCAAUUAAUCCAAUCUAUUUAUUAAAAUUAAUUACAAAAUGUGGUUCUGAUAAUCCAAUUGAACAUUUACUACAAACUGAUCCAAAUAAUUUAAAACAUUUAUGUAAUGAAUUGGAAUCUGCUUUAAAUGAAAUUAGAACUUAUGAAAAUAGAUUAAUUAUAAGAAAUAUUAAAUAA
Dictyostelium discoideum AX4 is the source of this 603-nucleotide messenger RNA. RefSeq names its product COMM domain-containing protein 2 (gene commd2). Lineage: Eukaryota; Evosea; Eumycetozoa; Dictyosteliales; Dictyosteliaceae. The record is from RefSeq and is a predicted model, not a curated record. The transcript has 3 exons. Bases 1 to 603 code for a protein of 200 amino acids.